Messenger RNA from Punica granatum (pomegranate), 1795 nucleotides. Lineage: Eukaryota; Viridiplantae; Streptophyta; Magnoliopsida; Myrtales; Lythraceae. The record is from RefSeq and is a predicted model, not a curated record.
AGAAGGAUCGAAAUUGGAUUAGAAGAUAUGCCUCUCUGGCACACUCUUCGUGAAGUUCGAACAUGUCUCCCUGUCUCCAUCUCCAUCUUCAUCGUCAGUAAGCAAAGCAAACUCGUUCUUCGCUUUUGCUUCCUUUAAUGCCCGAAACACUAUUCCCCAUCCCUUCUCUCCGCUCCUUCCCCUGUUCGAAACGGGCUCUGUUCUUUUGUUCAAUUCAGCUAUACAGUUGUGGUUUUUCUCAUUGCCCCUUCGGGAGUUGCUGCCCCCCUCGUUCCCGUUGGAACUCCGGAAAUGGUAUCUUCUUCGGACACGAUUCAACCGCGAGAUGUUUGUAUUGUGGGUGUUGCCCGGACACCUAUUGGCGGCCUCCUCGGCUCUCUGUCUUCACUCUCAGCUACCCAACUCGGGUCCAUAGCCAUUCAAUGUGCGCUCAAAAGAGCAAAUGUUGAUCCGUCACUCGUGCAAGAGGUCUUCUUCGGGAAUGUUCUUAGUGCGAAUCUAGGGCAGGCCCCAGCUCGACAGGCCGCAUUAGGGGCCGGUAUACCCAAUUCGGUUGUCUGCACCACUAUUAACAAAGUCUGCGCAUCGGGAAUGAAAGCGACGAUGAUUGCCGCACAAAGUAUACAAUUGGGCAUGAAUGAUGUUGUUGUGGCUGGUGGCAUGGAGAGCAUGUCAAACGCACCAAAGUAUCUAGCUCAAGCAAGAAAUGGUUCCCGCCUAGGGCACGAUAUAGUUAUUGAUGGCAUGCUGAAAGAUGGACUAUGGGAUGUUUACAAUGAUUUUGGAAUGGGCGUUUGUGGAGAAAUUUGUGCCAAGCAACAUGGCAUCACAAGGGAAGAACAGGAUUCUUAUGCAAUCAGGAGCUUUCAGCGUGGAAUUGUCGCACAGAAGAAUGGUUGCUUUGCAUGGGAGUUGGUUCCAGUUAAAGUCUCCUUGGGAAGAGGAAAGCCGCCUGCAAUUAUCGACAAGGAUGAAGGCUUAGAAAAGUUUGACGGGGCCAAACUGAGGAAGCUCAAACCGAGUUUCAAGAAUGGAGGUACUGUCACUGCAGGCAAUGCUUCCAGCAUAAGUGAUGGUGCAGCUGCAUUAGUGUUGGUUAGCGGGAAGAAGGCACUUGAACUGGGGUUGCAAGUCAUUGCUCGAAUCACAGGAUACGCCGAUGCAGCUCAGGCACCUGAAUUGUUCACGACUGCUCCCGCCCUUGCAAUCCCAAGAGCCAUUUCAAAUGCCGGUCUUGCAGCUUCUCAAAUUGACUACUAUGAGAUAAAUGAAGCAUUUUCUGUUGUAGUUCUUGCUAAUCAAAAGCUUCUCGGCUUGAUCCUGAGAGAGUCAAUGUGCAUGGAGGAGGUGUGUCUCUUGGGCAUCCAAUAGGAUGCAGUGGGGCUCGUAUAUUGGUGACGUUGUUAGGGGUACUGAGACAGAGAAAUGGGAAGUAUGGGGUUGCAGGAAUAUGCAACGGAGGAGGAGGGGCAUCGGCCCUAGUUCUCGAGCUCAUGUCAGGUCCAAAGGUGGGACGGUCCUUAUUAUAAAAACAUAGAAUUAGGCCAAAUGGUAUGCUUAGUUCGGGCCAAAGAACAAUAUAAUUCUAUUACAUUUUGUCUUUGUUCUUUGUAGUAGUAAAGAUAUGCCGUAGAAAAUAAAUGUAGUAAAUCCGAUCCUCGAGUGUGUAUUAAUCUCAGCCAGCAAACCGAGACAAGCCUCUAGUCUCACUGAAAACAUAGAUGUACAAUAGAAGGGUAAGCGCACAGAGACUUUGUUUAAAUAAGAGAACCAUCUGUUGCCCUUUCUGCCUUCU